AGGAGCCACAUCCUGGAGCAGCGCACUGUAACUGUAGUGUGGCUCCGGACUGGAUAGCUAGUCAGCUAACGCACCGAUAGAAAGCUAAAAACAAAACGCUGAGUUUUCUUUUGGUUCCCCUGUUUGCUCGCCCUGAGCACCACCCGGGUAACCGCCUUACGUCGCAGCAGUAAACUGCACCAUGGUGGGCGUUAAAGUGAUCGGGAGUGACCCGGACUUCCAGCCGGAGCUAGCCGCCGCCGGCUCCAGGCUCGCCGUGGUGAAGUUCACAAUGGCCGGGUGUCGGCCAUGCAUCAGAAUAGCUCCGGCUUUCAACAUGUUGAGUAACAAAUACCCACAGGUUGUCUUCCUUGAAGUAGAUGUCCAUGUCUGUCAGGGAACGGCCGCAGCCAACAACAUCUCAGCCACACCAACGUUCCUGUUCUUCAGGAACCGGGUUCGAGUGGAUCAGUAUCAGGGGGCGGACGCUGCAGGUUUGGAGGAGAAGAUCAAACAGCACACAGAGAACGAUCCCGGAAACAGCGAGGACUCCGACAUUCCUAAGGGAUAUAUGGACCUCAUGCCUUUUGUGAACAAAGCCGGCUGCGAGUGCCUCAACGAGAGCGACGACUGCGGCUUCGACAACUGCUUAAUCAAAGACUCGUCCUACCUGGAGUCCGACUGUGACGAACAGUUGUUGAUAACGAUCGCCUUCAACCAGCCUGUGAAGCUCUUCUCUAUGAAGCUGCAGUCCUCAGACUUCGCCCAAGCCCCUAAGGUGUUGAAGGUGUUCAUCAAUCUCCCGCGGUCGAUGGGGUUUGACGACGCAGAGCGGAGCGAAGCCACUCAGACCCUCGAGCUGUCUGAGGAAGACUACAAAGAAGACGGUUUGAUUCCUCUGCGCUACGUCAAGUUUCAGAACGUACAGAGUGUUACGUUGUUCAUCAAGUCAAACCAAGGAGACGAGGAGACGACAAAAAUCAACUACCUGACAUUCAUAGGCACUCCAGUGCAGGCCACCAACAUGAACGACUUCAAAAGGGUUGUAGGGAAGAAAGGCGAGAGCCACUGAGCAGGAGGAUGAGGAGGAGGCUGAAGAUGUAUCCAAGGACUUUCCCUCUCUGCCAAAGCUGUCGCACACGACGCUGACAAACACAAACACACACAGAGCCUCCAGCUGUCCUCCCCGAGCUCUGAGUUAAUUCUCCACCUGUGGAGUCUAUAAAUCAUUUGUAUUUUAAUUCAGAUGAAAUCUCUGUAAAUAAAACUCGGUCCUUUUUCAAA
Molecule: messenger RNA, 1263 nt
Organism: Archocentrus centrarchus (flier cichlid)
Lineage: Eukaryota; Metazoa; Chordata; Actinopteri; Cichliformes; Cichlidae
Gene: txnl1
Product: thioredoxin-like 1
Exons: 8
Coding region: 182-1051 (289 amino acids)
Source: RefSeq, a predicted model, not a curated record